Messenger RNA from Alternaria burnsii, 1368 nucleotides. RefSeq lists its product as uncharacterized. The transcript is spliced from 3 exons. Bases 1 to 1368 code for a protein of 455 amino acids. The record is from RefSeq and is a predicted model, not a curated record. NCBI's taxonomy places the organism in Eukaryota, Fungi, Ascomycota, Dothideomycetes, Pleosporales, Pleosporaceae.
AUGUCGUCUCCUCCCAGCACCCCCACGCACCGCCCGACGUCGUCGCACCAUCGACACCCCUCCAGCCUGGACAUGUCCCUCAACACACAGUCGAGACGGCAGUCCUUCAACCGCCGCUCCUCGGGCUACUCGCCCAUAACGCCGCGCUCAUCGCAUGAAUUCGAACACAGCCCCGCACACCAAUUCGACGGCGGAGGAGACGGCAAUGGCCUGGGCAACCUGGCCGACGAACUCGGCGAGGUGUGGGACGACGACGAAGAAGAGGGCAUGGACGGCGAAUAUGGCGAGGAACUCGACGAAGCACACGACCAAAACAUCGGCACUGCUGUAGAACACGACGGCUCGUACGGCGUAGACAGCGCAGCCAGCCUCAACGGCGUACGGGAUAGUGGGGUUGCCAUGCAGGACUCAUCGCCCGCGCGCCUGAGCCCAGGGUCGGCCGUUAAGACGAAAAAGCACGCAAGGCAACGGUCGCUGUACGACGGCUCCGACUAUGGUGACGACUCGGACCUGGAGAACGAGGGCAUCUCGCCCGCGCUCGACGCGCGCAUGGCUGCGAUUGAGAGCCUGGCACGGAGAGGCAUCGAGGAGAACGGAAGCGCAUCAGACGAGGUAGUCAAGAGGGUCACGCAACAACUUCGCGAUCUCGGCAGCCAGAUCGCCAUGGAGAACGGCGCGACGAGGUUAAAGACUGCCCACGAAGCCCUGACAACGCAUCUGACACACCAGUCGCGUACUCUUACCUCCAUUGCCGUGUCCUUUUCAGGCCCAUUUGCCAUCCUUCCAGACCCAGAUGAUAUCGAAGAACUCCUCCCUAUCAUACAAUCCACACUGGAGCUACUGCCCCACCCUUCCGCUGAUCCGCUCGUCGCGCUCUCCCACCUCACCCACUCCAGCCGUGAGCUCAUCCAACACCUCUCAAACGUCAGCGAUACUCUACACAUGUCUCGACAAACGACAGCGAAUGCUGCUAGGCGGCUCAAGGUUAGCAAAGAACAGCUACAGGACUGGAAACGUGACAACGAGAAGACACAGGAAGGACAGGAAUAUAUCGAGCGCGGGGACUGGGACCGACGACUCAAGGAAAGGGAGGCAAAGCGGGCUUGCGCAAACGUGCUAGAUGGUUUCGAGGAUGUCUGUGGACAAUGGAGGAAGAGGCUCUGCGAAGGCUUAGGCGUUGCGAGCGAGUACAUCUCGGAUGACGAGGCAUACACUCGCCCUUCUUGGCUAAACUUCAGUAAAUCGCCGGAACCGCCGGUGGGGUUACAAGGCAUCUUAGCGAAGGUGUUCAAGAAGGCGGUCAACAAGUCCAGUACAGAUUCCAUGUUUCCAGAUUCCGGCGACGACAUGCUGAUGGAUGGCCACUAG